CAACCGCCAGACCUCGUCCUCCACUCCUCCCCGCCGCGGGCCCCCGCGCUCCGCCGAGGUCGGCCCCGGGGCGCCGAGAGGCGUGGCCGGCCUCGGCGGACCCUGGAGGCGGCCAUGGCCUCGGUGGUGGAGUACAAGGGGCUCAAGGCCGGCUACCACUGCGGCUACUGCGACUCCGAGGAGGGCAAGGUGUCCUGCGGCAUGUGGGCACACUCCAUGACCGUACAGGAUUAUCAGGAUCUCAUAGACCGAGGAUGGCGGAGAAGUGGAAAAUAUGUGUACAAGCCUGUCAUGAAUCAAACAUGUUGUCCCCAGUACACGAUAAGGUGCCGACCUUUACAGUUUCAGCCAUCAAAAUCACACAAGAAGGUUUUGAAAAAAAUGUUGAAAUUUCUGGCCAAAGGGGAAAUUUCCAAAGGAAAUUAUGAGGAUGAUCCUAUGGAGCCCACCAUGGAGGACACCGUUGCUGGUGACUUUGGAUUAAUAAAUAAAUUGGAUAUACAGUGUGACCUUAAAACGCUCAGCGGUGACCUCACAGAGAGCUUUGACAGUGAAGAAAAGAAGAAAGGAAAAAGCCCAAAGAAGGGAGAAUCUAAUGAAUUCAUUCAGUCACAAGAUAUAGAGGAGAAGUUGGGCUCUGGUGAGCCAUCACAUCCGGUUAAAAUGCCCAUGGCUCCUAAGCCAGGCAAAGGAGCAGAUUUGAGUAAGCCUCCCUGUCGAAAAGCAAAGGAAAUCCGGAAAGAAAGGAAAAGGUUAAAACUGAUGCAGCAGAACCCGGCUGGAGAACUUGAGGGUUUCCAGGCUCAGGGUGAACCACCGUCUUUGCUCCCACCAAAGGCUAAUAAAUCCAACCAGCCCAAAUCGCUCGAAGAUUUAAUUUUUGAAUCUUUACCAGAGAAUGCAUCACACAAGUUGGAGGUGAGGUUAGUACCUGUCUCCUUUGAGGACCCAGAGUUCAAGUCGUCCUUCAGCCGGUCAUUUUCUCUAUAUGUCAAGUAUCAAAUGGCCAUACACCAGGACCCGCCCGAUGAGUGUGGGAAGACUGAGUUCACAAGAUUCCUUUGCAGCUCACCUUUGGAGGCGGAGAAUCCCCCUAAUGGACCAGAUUGUGGUUAUGGCUCCUUUCACCAGCAGUAUUGGCUUGACGGGAGAAUCAUUGCUGUGGGGGUGAUUGACAUCCUUCCAUACUGUGUGUCAUCUGUAUAUUUGUACUACGAUCCUGAUUAUUCAUUUCUGUCUUUGGGUGUCUACUCUGCACUACGAGAAAUUGCUUUUACGAGGCAGCUUCAUCAGAAAACAUCUCAACUCAGCUAUUAUUAUAUGGGUUUCUACAUUCAUUCAUGUCCCAAGAUGAAAUAUAAGGGUCAGUAUAGACCUUCUGAUUUGUUGUGUCCUGAGACGUAUGUUUGGGUGCCCAUCGAACAGUGCCUGCCUUCACUUGAGAACUCAAAGUACUGCCGUUUCAACCGGGACCCAGAAGCAGUGGAUGAAGGUCGCAGUAAAGACCCUGACCGUUUGCAGGUGUUCCACAAGAAAGCCAUAAUGCCUUACGGCGUUUACAAGAAACAGCAGAAAGACCCGGGCGAGGAGGCCGCUGUGCUGCAGUACGCGAGGCUGGUGGGGCAGACGUGCUCCGAGCGGAUGCUGCUGUUCCGGAACUGAACCCACGCCGCCCCCGCUCCCGCCCGGGCACCCACCCUGUGCCCGUGACGCGCGCCGCACGGUACAUGCCCCUCCCUCCGGGGACGUUCCGGACCCGCCCACAGAUUAGACUUUUUUAUUUUGACUAUUAUAUGGCUUUUCUAAAAUAUUUUGUGGCAAUGUAUUUGUGAGAAUCUCCUGGUUAAUACAAAGAUUUUAAAAAUACGUCGUGACCUAGCCUCAUAAUUGGGGCUUAUCAUUUUGGAAGUUUGUUUCAUGAGCAAGAUACAGUAUAAACUUCUCAUGUUACUAUUUUGGAAAGUAAAAUUAGUAAGUGGAUCUUAACUAAUUUAAAUCACUGUUGUGCUUUUUUUUGUCAAAGAAAUUACAACAGACUUCUCAGAUCCAUUCAACACAUUAGUUUACGCUACAAAACCUUACACGUGGGGAGGACAGUGAGGGGGUCUGUCUCACCACUUAGAAAACGUCUUCUCAGGAGAACGAGACUGUGUUGUUAUUCGGUGUUCAGUAUUAAAUUGCUGCUGAAUGUUAUGUAGUUAAUAGAAAACUCAAAAGAAUAUAAACAUUGAAGAAAGGAUGUCAUGUGAACAUCAGAUAUUCAUUUACCCAGGACAGUCCCCAUCGUGUCUGUUGUCUUGACCGGAUUAGUUUUUCCUAGAACGAGUACUACAAGAGUAUCCCAGUUUGGACAGCAAAAUAUAUGGUUACCCUAGUUGUGUAGAUGAUUUGCCGUAUUUCUAAAAAUCUAAGAAGUGGAGUUUUCUUUGUGUUUGUUUUGGUUUUUUCAUUUUGUUUUUGCAAAAUAUUGGCUCCUGCCUUGGCCUAAUAAGACCCACCAGAAGUAAACAUACACUAAAUUUUUCAUUCCUUCGAACUCAGGACACUUGUCUUUGGUUGCUGAUUAAAAAUUAGUUAAUAUCGGACUACUAGCUGCACUACAAGUCACACGUAACGAAGCACAGGAGUCAUUCUGACCUCUGUUCCGGGGCAAGAGGUGAACAAUCCGUGCCUUGCCCUCUGGUUUGCGAGUCACGGAGCAGGUGCUGCACUCGGGAAUUUGAGGCAGAGGCCGGCUUCUUUUUUCCCCCUCUCACUCGCUUUUGUUUGGCCCCUCACCCAGUCAGCCAGUGUCCCUCGUCCACCACCGUCAAGGUGACAGGCACGGUGCCGGGAAGGAAGAGGAGACUCGCACGUCUCAGUUUGUAGUUAGAACUGAGUUGUGUUGGAGACCAUGAGCGACAGAGCAGCUUUGGUUUCUUGUGCUCUGUAUCAGCUCCUCCCUGUCUUCUGCAGCCAGCUGCUCGGCCACUAGUUCAUUUCAUACCCCAUUUUGCCUCUUUUCUAUUGAUCUUUU
Herpailurus yagouaroundi (jaguarundi) is the source of this 3016-nucleotide messenger RNA. RefSeq names its product arginyltransferase 1 (gene ATE1). The record is from RefSeq and is a predicted model, not a curated record. Gene Ontology annotation, biological process: protein arginylation. Gene Ontology annotation, molecular function: arginyl-tRNA--protein transferase activity. Bases 115 to 1662 code for a protein of 515 amino acids. The transcript is spliced from 12 exons. Gene Ontology annotation, cellular component: cytoplasm. NCBI's taxonomy places the organism in Eukaryota, Metazoa, Chordata, Mammalia, Carnivora, Felidae.